This is a messenger RNA of Durio zibethinus, 6741 nucleotides long. Its product is annotated as DDT domain-containing protein PTM-like. Lineage: Eukaryota; Viridiplantae; Streptophyta; Magnoliopsida; Malvales; Malvaceae. The record is from RefSeq and is a predicted model, not a curated record.
UCCAGCACUUUUGACUAGUCACGAUAAAAUAUGGAGUACGAACUCGAAAAAAUUCCUUAAAAAAAUCUAAAAAAAUAUAUUUUUUUGGUUUUUGGUAUAAAAAAUUAUAAAUAUUUCACUUUUUUUUUCUUCCCUGCAUCUGAUUCGCACGUAACAUCUCUCCUUCCCAACUUCACCACUUUUUUCUCUCUUUCAAGAUCCAUUUCUUCAUAAAGAAAAAAAAAGAGAGAAAGUCAAUUCAUGUUUGAUUUGAUUCUCUAGUUCUUUGCACUUUAAAAGCAUUUCUCUGUGUGAGAGAAAAAAACCAACAGAUUGCUUUUUUUGUUCUUUCUUCAAUUUCUCUAAAACCCCUCCAAACCUUCUACUCUUGAGCUUAAAUCAACAUUUCCUAUCUGGGUUUUCUUUUUUGUCCUCUCCCCUUUUAGCAUUCACAAAUAUUUUAAUUUUCAAAAACCCGAAAAGAAAUAUAGAAAAAAAACAGAGGAAAUGGAGUUUGUGGGCAAAUCCGUGAAUAAAAAGUUCAAAGGAUUUGGUUGUUUCUCGGGAACUGUUAAUUCCUUUAAUUCUUCGUCUGGGUUUUUCGAGAUCGUUUACAACGACGGCGAUUCCGAGGAACUCAACUUCGACCAAGUUGCUUCUCUUGUCAUGGCUGAUGAUUCUAACCCAACCCACGAGCCCAGGCCCGACCCGGGGUUAGCUGUUGUCCGUGAGAAGCGGAGGGUUGGAAGGCCCAGGAAACGACGCCGUGUUGAGAGGAAAAUUCUUGUUUGUCCAGGUAAUGUAGACAAGGAAACCCUAGAGAGUAAUACGAAUGGGAAUUUGAUUAGAAAUGUUGAUUUGAAUGAACAGUUUGGUGGGAAUUUGAAGGAAAAUGAGGGUUUUGAUGGUAAUUGGAAUGAAAUCGUAGAUGAGAAGGGAAUUGGGUCUCGAAGGGAUUUGAAUUUGAAUUUCAAUAAUAAUGGGGAUAUUGAAAUGAAAAAUGGGAUUGAUUUGAAUUCUUCUGGGUUUGAUUUAAAUCUGAAUGAUACUUGUUAUGGUUAUAAUUAUUUAAACGAUAAUGGUAAUUGUUAUGGUGGGGGAGAGAGUGUGAAGAAGAUAGGGUGUAUUGAUUUGAAUUUGGACGCAAAUUGGGAUUUGGAUGACAAUAUUAAUGCUAAUUGCGAAACCCAAAGGAGGGAAUGUGGUUUUGAUUUGAAUUUAGGGGCUGAUGAGGAGAUUAGCAAGGAUGGUAUUAAUGCUAACUGUGGAGGGCAUGUGCAAGUGAGAGAAUCUACCCCUUGUGCUGAGAUAGUUCAAGAAACACAGAAAAUGGAGCAAAAUGAUGUGGAAGAGGAUGUUUCUAGCAAGGAUUUGAAGGAAGAUCGAUCAAGCUUAGGAUCUAUUGAAGGAUUCCUUGAGAAUGGUGGUGUUAUGGAUACAGAUGUUAUCAAGACUGCAGUAAUUAAUGGGCACCAAGCCGAUAUCGGAAGUUCAUACAAACAAGCUAGUGGGCGGAGAAAGAGAAGAAAAGUUUCAAAUGACUUGGAUUCUUCAAGAGAAAGGGUGUUGAGAAGAAGUGCUCGGAGAGGGUCAGCUAAAAAUCAUGCAUCAAGCACACCACCACCCACAAAGUGUGCAGUUGGCAAUUUGUCAACAUCUCCUUCAGUUAUUGCAGUUACAGGCAGAAAGCCGGUUACGUCAAGUCGUAAAGUGUUUGAAGAGCCUAUUAUUCUUCCUCCAAAGCUGCAAUUACCACCAUCUUCCCAGAACUUGAACUUGGACGGGAUUGCUCUACUCGAUAUUUUUUCUAUUUAUGCUUGUUUGAGGUCAUUUAGUACUUUAUUAUUUUUGAGUCCCUUUGAGUUGGAGGAUUUUGUGGCUGCACUGAAGUGCCAGUCUCCCAGCUCAUUAUUUGAUUGUAUUCAUGUUUCCAUUUUGCAAACUCUGAAAAAGCAUUUGGAAUACCUUUCUAAUGAAGGUUCUGAAUCUGCUUCUGAAUGUUUGAGGAGCCUUAAUUGGGGUUUCUUGGACUCCAUUACAUGGCCAAUUUUCAUGGUCGAGUAUCUAUUCAUUCAUGGUUCAGGAUUGAAUUGUGGUUUUUAUCUUAGUGGUUUGAAACUAUUCAGAAUUGACUAUUAUAAACAACCUGCAUAUGUUAAGGUUGAGAUACUUAAGUGUUUGUGUGAUGAUAUGAUUGAGGUUGAAGCCAUAAGAUCUGAACUUAAUAAAAGGUCAUUGGCAUCUGAGACUGACAUGGAUUUUGAUCGAAAUAUGAACAUUGAGGUUUACAAGAAAAGAAAAGCUGCUAUGGAUGUGUUAGGUGGAUCUGGCAUAAGUGAGGAGACAGUUGAUGACACUACAGACUGGAAUAGUGAUGAUUGCUGCCUUUGCAAGAUGGAUGGAAGUUUAAUAUGCUGUGAUGGCUGUCCUGCUGCUUACCAUUCAAAGUGUGUAGGUAUUGUCAAUGCUCUUUUGCCAGAAGGUGACUGGUACUGCCCUGAGUGUGCAAUUGAAAGACAUAAGCCAUGGGUGAAACUUCGUAAAUCACCUAGAGGAGCAGAGCUUUUGGGCGUUGAUCCUCAUGGUCGGUUAUAUUAUAACAGCUGUGGUUAUUUGUUAGUGUUAGAUUCAUGUGAUGCUGAGUACUCAUUGAAUUACUACCGCAGAGAUGACCUUAAUCUUGUACUUGAUGUGCUAAAAUCUUCAGAUAUUUUGUAUAGUGACUUAAUAAAAGCAAUUUGCAAGCAGUGGGAUGUUGCUGUUGGCUCAAAUGGUGCUAGUAGUAACUUGUACUCUCUGAAUUCUGUUUGUUCAAAGACACUUACCAAGGGGCAAAUUCCAACUGUUAACACAUCGCUGCCACAUGUGGCUUCUAUAGAAGUAUGUGCGAUAAAAAUUGAGACUGUUGAUGAUGGAAAACCAGAAGAGAAGGAAGUUGCUGAAAAUUCUGGUCAUCUUGAUAUUGAGGUUACAGAGUCUGUUAACUUGUUGGAUUUGUUCGCUGGAACAGAAAUCCCAUAUAUAAGUUCUGAAGUCCCGGCUGAAACAAUACAAUUGGGUUCUGUCAUUCAUAACUUUCAGAAACAAGGUUCUGUUGAGUUCUCGAAUCAAUCUGAGAUUCCAGGAAAAUCCUCAACUCUUGAAGACCGUUCUUUAAUAUCUAAUGGUUUAGAUACUAAACAAGAAAGCAAGACAAAGUUAGAUCAAACUCCAUUUGCAGUAAAUGCAAAAAGAGGUGAUGCAUCAGAAACACAGCCUGGGACUGGCUACUUGAACCACUACAGUUUUGCCCAAACUGCCUCAUUAGUUGGAGAGUUAAUGCAUAAGCCAUCAGAAAAAACAAAUGAAGACUCCCUAAACUCUGUUGAGGAGAUAAUUGCAAUGCAGAUGAACGUUAUUUUGAAAAAAUCCGACAGGUUUCAUUGGCCAGAUAUUCAUAAUCUAUAUGUAGAUGCACACAAAGAAAGUUGUGGGUGGUGCUUCUCCUGUAGAUAUCCUACAAAUGAUACAGAUUGCUUGUUUAAAAUUACUUUGGGUUGUGUUCAGGAAGUUUCAAAAGGUGAGAUGGUUGACCUUGAGUCAAAGUGGAACAGAGAGGGCCAUGUUAUUCAUGUCAUAUGCCAUAUACUUUUCAUUGAAAGUCGUUUGCGUGGGCUUCUGUUGGGUCCAUGGCUGAAUCAACAAUACAUCAAUAUCUGGCGUAAAAGCAUUCUUAAGGCAUGUGAUAUUGCAUCUGUUAGACAUUUAUUGCUAAUGUUAGAGGCAAAUCUGCAUCGCCUUGCACUCUCAUCAGACUGGAUGAAACCUGUUGAUUCUGCUGUCACCAUGGGUUCAGCUUCUCAUAUUGUGACUGCUUCAAGUCGUGGAUCUGCCAAGCAUGGGAUUGCAAGAAAAAGGGGCAUGUGCAAUGAUGGUGAGGGUAACACUACUUCUAAUCCUGUUGUUGGACCAAGUAUUUGUUGGUGGAGGGGUGGUAAGGUUUCUCGUCAGUUGUUCAACUGGAAGGUUUUACCCCGCUCUUUGGUUUCUAAGGCUGCUAGGCAAGCAGGAGGCCAAAAGCUACCAGGCAUACUUUAUCCUGAGAGUCCUGAUUUUGCAAAGAGAAGCAAAUCUGUUGCAUGGCGAGCUGCUGUUGAGUCAUCAACUAGUAUAGAACAACUUGCUUUCCAGGUAAGAGAACUUGAUUCGAACAUUAGGUGGGAUGACAUUGAAAACACUCAUGCUCUCCCUACAUUAGAUAAGGAUUUUAAGAAAUCAAUCAGACUGUUCAAGAAAUGUGUUGUGCGCCGAAAAUCCAUAGAGGGAGAUGAGGUGAAGUAUCUUCUUGAUUUUGGGAAGAGGAGAAUCAUUCCUGACAUUGUCAUGAGAUAUGGCUCUGUGGUUGAAGAAUCUUCAAGUGAAAGAAAGAAAUAUUGGUUGAAUGAAUCUUGUGUGCCUUUGCAUCUCUUGAAAAGUUUUGAAGAGAAGAGAAUUGCCCGUAAGUCUAAUAAGAUGAUUUCUGGAAAAGCUUCUGAGAUCAGUAGGGUGGCAAAGAAGUCAUCAAAUAAUAGGGGGUUCUCCUAUCUCUUCUCUAAAGCUGAAAGGUCCAAGUAUUAUCAGUGUGGGCACUGUAAAAAAGAUGUCCUCAUCAGGGAAGCCGUUUGCUGUCAGUAUUGUAAGGGAUUUUUUCAUAAGAGGCAUGUUAGAAAAUCUGCUGGAGCAAUCAUUGCUGAGUGCACGUAUACAUGCCAUCGAUGCCAAGAUUGCAAAUUUAAUUUUAAUUCAAAAAGAGGGGGAAAUGACACAAAACGAGGUAAAGGUGUCACAAAGGGGGGGAAGACCAACAUAAAAUGUGCAAAAAAACUUCCACAAAAAGGUAAAAAGGCCUCCACAAGUUGCAAGUCAGUGCGGUCAAAAGACAAUAAAAAGUCACUGGCAGUACGAAUAUCACUGCGGUCACAGAAGGAUAAAAAGGUUGCUGCUGCUGUGCCACUGCGUCGUUCACCCAGGAAAAUAAAAUAUAUUUCUGUCCAAAAGAAAAAGCCUGGCGGGUGCAAGAAAGGCAAACAGAAAUCAAAGAAAGCACCUAAGAAAACAAAGAAAAGUACUUCUUGGCAGAAGAAGAGAACAAGGGCUUAUCAUAGUUACUGGCUUAAUGGUCUUCGGUUGUCUAGUAAGCCAGACGAUGAACGGGUGAUGCAAUUUCAAAGAAAAAAGCUUUUUCCCCUUUCUGAACAUAUGACUGUCUCCCCCAAUCAACCGAAAUGUCAUCUUUGCUGUGAAGCUGGAUAUGCAUCAAAUUCAAACUAUGUUGCAUGUGAAAUUUGUGAAGAAUGGUUUCAUGGAGAUGCUUAUGGACUUAAUUCAGAGAACAAAAGCAAGAUUAUUGGAUUUAGGUGUCAUGUCUGCCGUAAGAAGAGCCCUCCUGUCUGUCCUAAUAUGGUGGCUACAAGAAUUGAUGAAUCUCAAUUGGCUGAGAUGCAAAAUAGUGUUAGGACUGAAUCUUCUGAGGAAGUAAAUGGCGCCUUCCUUUCUCCAUGUCAUGUAAAUUCAAAAACUGAGUCUCCUUCAAGUGAAACUCAUCAAGGUUCAUUGGCUAAUGACGAGUGCUUGCAUAAGGAGCAAUUAGGUACCAGUUUGAAUACUACUCGGGCUCCCAUCUUGGGAUAUAAAUUGGAAUCAAAUGGGACUACCAUAUUUGAAGAGAAUCUGAUUAUAGAUGCGCGACAAAUUUCUAACAAUGAACUGAAACUGAACAGACUAACAUCUGAAGAGAAAGUUAUGUUGGAAAAUAGUAGAACCAAUUCAGGACAUGAUGCUCCUGCAACUGUAGCUGAGGAGGCAGAGUGCUCUUCCCAUGAUGUUCUGAUGGUUUAAUUUGAAACUAAAUUGGCUUCCUUGGGUCGUAACAGAGCCCAGGAUGAUCUGGUGAACACAACGAACAUUCCAAAUUCAGUAGCAGUUGGAGCCUCGGCUGAGUUUCAACCAGAGAUGAUGGAGCAAAAACAACUUAGGUUAGAUUUACAGUUUAACAUUUAAUUGGUGCAAGUAGACUGGGAUUAGUGUAGGGGCUAGAUUUGUUUGUAGGACUAGAAUUACAUGUAAAUUUUCUGUUGUUGAAAUCAUGGAAGAUUUUUAAACAGUACAUGGGAAUGAUUCAUUUCCAACAGAAAAAUAAAAUGCUUAUUUGUGCCUAUGAAUCAUAAUGCGCUGAUCCAUAUGAAGAUUUCUUCACUUAUUGCAUUGGAUUUAAAGUUGAAAAAAGCGACAGGAGGCAUGUCUGAUAGAGGCUAUGAGAGCUCCUGGCCAGCUUUUCUGGCAAUUUACAACCCCACAGUAUGCAAGUUGAUGGGUUAUCUAGAGGCCGGUCUUGAUAACUUUACUUUUAUUCCUCCAGAACCGGUUGGUUGCCAGGUUGCCCUGCCCUUAAAAUGCAGGUGCCAUUGCCAAGGCGGAUAAAGUUUACCAUGAUGAAGCUGCAGCGACUUCAUUGCAACCUUGAUCUUAGGUGGGCAGAGAAGUUCAUGCUUUGGGCUGUUAAUUCAAGAGAAGGAAGCUGAGACAGUGAAUGAAAGUUCAACAAAAGCCAGAGUUACCGUUAUUGUUAUAUUAUUUCUGAGGGUAGCACAAAUUUUACAUUGUUUUCCGUUUUAUUUUAUUCUUAACUUAAACAUUGUUUAAAGGUGUUACUAAAUUUGAAGCUCCAUUGUCUCCAGCUCAAUGUUAAUAUCCUUUCCAUUGGUUUGGAGGAAGAUACUGUAUACAUAUAAUCCCUAAUUCAAU